Drosophila obscura is the source of this 1213-nucleotide messenger RNA. RefSeq names its product probable palmitoyltransferase ZDHHC24. Gene Ontology annotation, biological process: peptidyl-L-cysteine S-palmitoylation; protein targeting to membrane. Bases 227 to 1078 code for a protein of 283 amino acids. The transcript is spliced from 2 exons. The record is from RefSeq and is a predicted model, not a curated record. Lineage: Eukaryota; Metazoa; Arthropoda; Insecta; Diptera; Drosophilidae. Gene Ontology annotation, cellular component: Golgi apparatus; endoplasmic reticulum. Gene Ontology annotation, molecular function: protein-cysteine S-palmitoyltransferase activity.
GCACUUUGUACAUCUAGUUCACUGAUGCUCCAUUAAUCAUAAUUAAGUAUAACUGCCACUGUGCGAAAUAAUUAUUGUUAUUGUACAGUUUAAUGUAACUUUGAAGUGCCCCAUUGUCAGCCAAUUCCAAUUCCCAUUAGACCAACCAAACCAAGUGAACCUGGUUAUUGGUUCAUCACUCAGUUGUCCAAACAGUCAACCCGUGCGCGAAAAUAACGGGAAUACAAUGAUUUUGCGCUCAUGGGAUCGGGUUCGGCCGCGAUGCUUAGCUGAUUUGUCGUGCCUACUACUUCUGGUGGUGUUUGUUCCGGUUACAUACGUCUUUCAGAUGACUCUUGUGCUGCCCGAGUUGUUUGGAGUCGGGGGCUUCUGGUACACGGUGAUUUGGGUGGCCGCUCAGUUUCUGGUAUUUAACAUCACCGCGAAUAUGCUCGCCUGCAUGCUGGUGGACACCACUAUCAGAAUGGAGCUUCUGAAGCCGCCGCUGGAUCCCGAUUUGCGAGCCCGUUGGCAUAUGUGCAACGAGUGCCAGGCUCUGGUGCCACCCCGGUCAUGGCACUGUGAAGUAUGCAGCGUGUGUGUGUUAAAGCGGGACCAUCAUUGCCGCUUUACUUGCUGUUGCAUUGGACAUCACAAUUAUCGUUAUUUCGUCUACUUUCUACUGUAUCUGAUGAUUGGGUCCUUCGUUGCGAGCAUCCUGGGCGGCAUCUAUCUGUGGAAUGUGCACUUCGACUUCUAUUGGCGACCAUUCACCCUGAUCACCGUGUUUGUCCCUGCUUUGAGCCUUGCUCUGAGCCCCUGCUGGGAAAGCUUUUAUUUGCUUACAUACGUACUAACUUGGCUGGCCUUUGCGAUAUCCAGCCUGCUACUCGUCUACCACUGGCCAAUAUUUCAGUUGGGCUCGGUGGCAAAGGAGCGCCGCAGCGGCAAUUACGACCGUGGGCUGCGGGCCAACAUGGAAAUGAUUUUCGGCAAGCGGAUGUACUUGACGUGGUUAUCUCCGUUUGUGCGCAGCGAGUUGCCCCACGAUGGCAUCAACUGGGAGCCCGUGCCCACGCAUCUAACGAAAGAGGAUUAACACUAGUCAACCACCUCACCAGUCAGCACUCGAAUAAUUGGAUCUCAAUCAACUCAAUAUUAUAGUAUUAAUUUAGCACAUACCAAAGCAUUUAUUUAACAAUCGUGUUUGCAUCAAUUACAUACGAAUUCUUAC